Molecule: messenger RNA, 1044 nt
Organism: Colletotrichum phormii
Lineage: Eukaryota; Fungi; Ascomycota; Sordariomycetes; Glomerellales; Glomerellaceae
Exons: 3
Coding region: 43-708 (221 amino acids)
Source: RefSeq, a predicted model, not a curated record
CUUACUGUCACCACUAAAAUUAUCAUUUUGUUUAAUGCCGCGAUGUCUUCUAGCGAUUCCUAUGCCUCCGGGGCUUCCGGGGCUUCCGGGGCUUCCGUACGGAGCUAUAUUAUGGUUGAGCUCCUUCCUGAAGACCUCGCCGUCGCUUGCACUGCCGAUUGUACGCCGGAGCGGUACGAUAACAGUACAGUCCGGCCCCACGAACCCCCGGCCGUUGAACGCGGGCGGCCGGGCACCUUCAGACCCUUUGACGUACCGGCCCGGGGUGUUACGAGCAGGACAAGGCAACCAACUGUGGCACAAAGCAAAAGCUUCGAUAAUGAUGACUCCGGCAUCAUUGUCCCUUGUUCUGCAUUAUAUAGCUACGCGCCCACAGUGACAAGUUGCGGCGGGCGUAACAUGCCGAUCAGUUUCCUCUUUUUUCUACCCAACCUAAUAUUCCUUAAGAGAGUCAGCCGGCCGGACCAGUCAGCCGGACGUUUUUUUCUAAACACACUUAUGUCCAAACCACUUAAACCUUUGACGUGUAAAAUCUCAACAACCAUAAUGCCAAUCUACACCCAAGAAGACAAAGUCAUUCUUGCGAUUGAAGCGAUCCGAUCGAUACGCGCUGAUUCUAGAGGAUUUCCUUUGCGCCUUGGCGGUGUGGAAAAUAUGGCCAAUCUCCUGCUGCGAGUGCGUAAUGCCGAGCCUGUUGGCAAGCGAUAAGCCAGGCGGUUUGUGGACUCACAGCCUGCUCUGAAAACCAAGUUGAAUCGUCCAUACGAUUAUCAAAGGGCUCUUCAAGAAGACCCAGAGGUUAUUUCAAAGUGGUUUGUGUUGUUACGCAACAUGAUGACCAAGUAUGGAAUCCAAGAGGAGGACCUAUAUAAUUUCGACGAGACUGGCUUCAUGAUGGGCAUGAUCACCGCGUUAAUAGUAGUAAUACGCGCCGAUCGACGCGGCAAAGCAAAGUCUGUCCAGCCGGGUAACCGUGAAUGUGCUACAGUCAUUGAAUGUAUCAAUUCGGGCGGGUGGUGCAUCCCUCCGUUCGUGAUCGUCAAG